Anopheles bellator is the source of this 4020-nucleotide messenger RNA. RefSeq names its product proton-coupled amino acid transporter-like protein CG1139. The record is from RefSeq and is a predicted model, not a curated record. Gene Ontology annotation, biological process: amino acid transmembrane transport. Lineage: Eukaryota; Metazoa; Arthropoda; Insecta; Diptera; Culicidae. Gene Ontology annotation, molecular function: amino acid transmembrane transporter activity. Gene Ontology annotation, cellular component: vacuolar membrane. The coding region runs from base 757 to 2217 and encodes 486 amino acids. The transcript is spliced from 5 exons.
UUUGCGGGCGGAAUUUGUGUUUGUUUUCUUCCCGAGUGUCGGUAUUUCGUUACAAUCACGGGCUUCACGGGCUUUUUCAUGCUGGUACUUCAAUUACCGAAAUCAUAAAGUCUGAAGCAUUUCCAGAGUGUGUCUGUGCGAGUUGUUUUCCUUACGUCCCAUUGUUCCGAGUUUUUUCCUGUGUCCGAUUGGUGUCCUCGUUUAUCUGUGAUUCACCACCGAUCCGGGCGGUGGUUUAUUGGUUAGUUGUUUUUGCGACAAUGGUGAACAGUGAUUCAGCUUGAGCUUGCUUCGUGUGCUUGAUGCGAGCAUUAAAAUAAUUCCUGAACAACACGGUUUGGCGCUUUAGAGAAGAUGGAAGAUUUCACGCCACUGCUUAACUUGCAGUCAAACCAAUAAACACGACGAAGUGCGAUUUUGCACUUGUUGCCAAUAGCGACAACGACAUUCUUGGAUGCAGAAACCGGCGCAGACGUGAUAAAAUUUGUAGAUACAACGCUAACAAGUAGCAUAGAGAAACGACACACGUCUGUUUAAUACAGCCGCGUCGUGGUCGAUAAAAAAUACCGCGAUAACGUGUUUGCACGAUAGAAAUAAAUUGCAGCAGAAGUGAAGGCGAAACGCACAACUGAAAACGGAAACGAAUACUCAGAAGAACCCAGCGUAAUCACUCCCGACAGAAGGAAACAUUGUUUAUGUCCAUUAACUUUGAUUACUAAUCGUACUUUUGGCCCACAUAAAAAGGGUCCACGGAAAAUGAGAAAUGAACGGGAACCUCUACUCGGACAGUCGGUCGACGGGAUGAGCUCAGGCAUGGACGAACCGCAGCAUCCGCUGGUCCGGCCCGAUCUUCGCAGUUCGCCAGAAAAUACCAUAGUGGACACGACCAACGACACGGACAGUCUAAUGGCGAAGGAGGAUCAAACCAACGGCUCAUUGGCGGAAGGGUACGAUCCGUCGAUGCACCGCACCCUCGAACACCCGACCACCAACCUGGAUACCAUGAUCCAUCUGUUAAAGGGUAACGUUGGCACCGGCAUCCUCGCAAUGCCGGACGCAUUCAAAAACGCUGGCCUCUACGUCGGCCUUUUCGGAACGCUCCUGAUGGGUGCGGUCUGCACACACUGCAUGCACAUACUAGUCAAAUGUUCGCACGAACUGUGCCGCCGGCUACAGGUUCCAUCGCUCAGCUUCGACGAAGUGUGUCACCGGGCGUUCGAAUCCGGCCCAGUCGGGUUGCGGCGCUAUUCGAAGCUGGCCAAGAAUCUGAUCAAUACGUUCCUGGUGAUCACGCAGCUCGGUUUCUGCUGCGUAUACUUUGUUUUCGUGGCGGCCAAUUUGCGCGAAGUUGUGGCGCACUACUUUUUCGAUCUUAACACACGCAUCUACCUGCUAUUGCUGCUCAUACCGAUGGUCCUGAUGAACUUGGUGCGAAAUCUGAAGUACAUUACACCGAUUUCGCUCAUUGCCACCGUUCUCACGGUAGCCGGUCUUACGUGUACUUUCUAUUACGUGCUGCAGGACCUUCCGAAUACGCACACCGUGAAACCGACGGCUUCGUGGGCACAGCUGCCUCUCUACUUCGGUACGGCUAUUUACGCGUUUGAAGGCAUCGGAAUGGUGUUACCACUAGAGAACAACAUGGUCACACCGCAGGAUUUCGGUGGAUGGACAGGCGUGCUAAAUACCGGAAUGGUCAUCGUUGCCUGCCUCUACACGGGAGUCGGUUUCUUCGGUUACCUAAAGUACGGCGAUGCAGUCAAGGGAAGUAUUACCUUGAAUCUUCCCGGCGAUCAACUCCUUGCCCAACUGGUUCGCAUUAUGAUGGCGCUGGCAAUCUUUUUCUCGUAUCCGCUCCAGUUCUACGUCCCGAUGUCCGUUAUUACCCCGCACAUAAGGCGCCAUCUACACACGGUGCAGUCGCGACAGAUCGGUGAAUAUCUUACGCGCGUUACACUCGUUCUCUUUACGUUCAUGUUGGCCGCUAUGGUGCCGAACCUCGGUGCGGUCAUUUCACUUGUCGGUGCCGUCAGCAGCUCAACGCUCGCACUCAUCUUUCCGCCAAUCAUCGAAAUCGUUACCUUCUGGCCGAACGGGUUGGGACGGCACUACUGGGUCCUGUGGAAAGACCUUACGAUAAUGGUGUUCGGGAUACUGGGAUUCGUCUUUGGUACCUACACGAGUAUUGCGCAAAUUUUGAAUCCCAGUUUGAACUGAGUUUCAGCCUACACUCAGUUCUGUAAAGUUGCUUCAGGGCGGACUCGAAGACUACGCUUAUACGAAUAGUGUGUGGAAGCUUGUACACUCUGCUAGCGCCAGAGGGACCUAUUCCGUGAUAAAGAACGCAGAAAGGGGUAUACUGUUUGGUUUAUGGGUUUAUAGUGUUCUUUUUUACAACAAUGGCAUUAGUCUGGUAUCAUAAAUAAUCCAAAACUUCUUUCCAGUUGGGAAAUACAAAGACUUCCCAUUCAAAUUCAACGAAUGUCAUUGGAUUCGGGUUUCAGGCGUACCUCAUUCGUUCAAACAUUGUUCAGCUACAGCAAACUACAUCGUUUGGUGGUUUACGGUUCGUUAUGGUGUUACAAAUCGGUUGGCUAACUUUUUCAAUGUAGUAAAAUAUGACUCCUCUCCAGAAAUGAGUUACGAACAAACGUGAGUUGAGUUGUUAGCAGGCAAACGUGGCAACAAGCAUAAUAUCAAUUUGUAACCCGCAAAACGGCCAAAAGAAAAGCAAUGGCUGCAGUUUAUUGUAUCUAAUAAUGCAACAUACAUUAGCGCAUGACAAUAAUAUUUACCCGUACUUUAGAUCGUUUAGAGGCAUCACUUAAGAUAUCCAAGCCAAAAUAGCACACAAAGAAUGAUGCAAGCUUGCAAAAAAGACAUGAACAACUAAUCUAUGGUGAUAAUAAUGUAUAAAAAAUUUAAAACGGUAGUAUCUCAAAUCGCUGCCAAUGAACGAUGCAGCGUUUUGUGGGUGUUCCUUUUGUUCCAGUUGCCAGUUAGAGACUAAGUGAUGUAUAAAAAUUACUACAUAGCAGGAUUACUACAUAGCAGGAGAAAAGGAUUUUCUUUUCUUGUAAGUCUUUCGAACAACCGUAUUUAUGUAUCGCCGUGAAAUAAAGCUGUAUUUCCCCCGAAAGCAGCCAAUAGGAGUUGGGAAAUAAGCUAUCGUUUAAGGAGUGAAAGAUCAUUUACCUACGUCUGUUAACUGUUCUGCUGUUGUUUGUUACUAUCACUGUCUUUUCUGUUACAUUGAGGAUUGGUGAAAUGCACUAAACAGAACGAAACGAAAGGGGAACAAAUGAGUGAAUUUAGCAACGAAAACGAGUAAUCCUCGAAUGACGAUGAAGGUUCGGUUCUUCCAUACUGUACUGUCCUGCUGUGGACUGUAGAAAGUAGAUUCAAUGACCGUGGACAAUAAUUCAAUUGAUUCGACUGUUUUUAUCUUAUUCUAGCACUUCCUCCUUCUCCGUUCGCACAGAAAUCCACUCCGUAAAUUAGUAAUCUACAUUUGACACACAAGAAAGUAGCAUUUAAAAAAUUAGCCCCAGCACUAGCUGGAAUAUCUUUUAUUGUGUAAACACAGUAGCACUCUCGGGAAACGUCUAUGGACGGAUAAUGCAUAUUACAUUGUAAUAACUCAGUUUGGGCGCACUGUCGUCAACUGUGAGCUGAAUAUGUUGCAAAUAUGCCCUGGGAAAGAGGCUCACCGAUUCAAAGCUUCCGAUCGUUGCAACCACCUUCAUUCGCUGUGUCCCAGACAUUAUGCUUACGAUUCAUCGUGAGGUAGGCGUUACCAGCAUACAUCCUUAUCUGAUAUCAACGUGUUCAGUGUUUUUUGUGUUACUAUCCUACAUUAGCCAAAAUGGGAAGGAAAAAAGAGAAAAGAACGAAACAUGUGUAAAACAAUCUCACAUACAAAAGUGAUUAAAAUUAGUACACGUCUAGUGAGGGGUGGAAGCAUAUAUGCCGACUAGGGCAAAUGGAACAGAAGAAGGUAACCGAUGAUAAUAAACUAUA